AUGUCCAACAUUGAUAUCGAUAUCGAAAAGGCCUCGGGUCCGACCAGGAAAUCCAGCAACAACGACAGCGACAACGACUCAUUGUCGUCGGCCUCCGAUAGCACAGAUCUCGAGAAGGCUGAGACGGUGCCUGAUCGUGCCCUCGUCCCCCCCACAACCCCUACUACCACCGCUCACAAGGCUGAGCUAUGGAGGUCCCGCUCAGUAGCGACCGAUGGAUACUCCACCCACAACCUCCAAGAAGACGAAGAUGACGGUAUAGACAGUUAUCUGGCCGUGCAGCGGACUCCGACAGAUGCGUAUGAGGUCCGCUGGGACGGGAAGGAUGACAAGCUGUCGCCCCGGAACCUCAGCCUUCCCCGGAAGUGGCUCAUCGUGUGCAUUGUGUCUUUCUGCUCUUUUCUCGUAACCUGCACGUCUUCUCUCUAUGCUGUCACGUACGGACAGAUCAUGGAAGAAUUCCAUGUUUCCCGAGAGGUCGCUACGCUAGGGCUGUCAACCUUCGUAGUAGGCUUAGCCGUGGGACCCAUGAUGCUGGCUCCGCUGAGUGAGUUCUACGGCCGGAGACCCAUCUAUCUCGCCUCGAUGGGCUUCUUUGUGAUAUGGCUCAUUCCGGAAGCGGUCGCCCAUAACAUCGCUACUAUGCUGGUAGGUCGAUUUUUCGACGGACUGGCCGGUAGUGCAUUUCUCGCCGUUGCCGCCGGCUCGGUGGUGGAUAUGUUCGAGCCCAAACAGAUUGCUUUCCCCAUGAUGAUCUAUACCGCCACUCCCUUCCUCGGUCCUGCUGCUGGCCCAAUUCUGGGAGGAUUCAUCAAUCAGUUUACCUCAUGGCGAUGGUCAUUCUACUUCCUCCUCAUCUGGAGUGGGGCUCUAUUCGUCGCCGUCGUCCUUCUUGUGCCAGAGACCUUCCCCAAGAUUCUGCUAAAGAACAAGGCGCAACGAAAGCGAAAGGAGACGGGCAAUGACAGAUGGUGGGCCCCCGCCGAAAGGAAUGACGCCUCCGUCCUCCACACCAUUAUUCAUGCUUGCUACACGCCCUUUCAGCUGCUCAUCUUGGAGCCGAUGUGCCUGCUGCUCUGCCUCUACUCGGCCAUUCUUCUCGGCAUUGUCUAUCUGUUCUUUGGCGCGAUUCCUCUGGUCUUUCGCGUCAAUCACGGCUUUGAGCUUUAUCAGGGUGGUUUGGCAUUUUUGGGCCUGGGAAUUGGCAUGAUUGUCGGCGUCAUGACCAAUCCCUACUGGCAUAAGAACUACGAACGUUUGGUGCGAGGCUACGAAGAAAAGACUGGGCAGAAAGGGAUCAAGCCCGAGCCAGAGUUCCGACUACCUCCCGCCAUGGCUGGCGCCGUCCUUGUUCCAGUCGGCCUCUUCUGGUUCGGAUGGACGACUUAUUCAAGUGUGCACUGGAUCGUUCCGAUCAUCGGAAGUGGUGUUUUUGGUACUGGUGUCUUCCUGGCCUUCACUGGGAUCUUGACAUUCCUUGUCGAUGCAUAUGCCGACUAUGCUGCAAGUGCCGUCGCAGCCAACGUGCUCGUGCGACUAGCCUUCGCUGCAGCAUUUCCCCUGUUUGGCGUCCAGAGUAAGUGA
This is a messenger RNA of Capronia epimyces CBS 606.96, 1584 nucleotides long. RefSeq lists its product as uncharacterized. Gene Ontology annotation, biological process: transmembrane transport. Gene Ontology annotation, cellular component: membrane. The record is from RefSeq and is a predicted model, not a curated record. NCBI's taxonomy places the organism in Eukaryota, Fungi, Ascomycota, Eurotiomycetes, Chaetothyriales, Herpotrichiellaceae. Gene Ontology annotation, molecular function: transmembrane transporter activity. Bases 1 to 1584 code for a protein of 527 amino acids. The transcript is spliced from 5 exons.